This is a messenger RNA of Closterium sp. NIES-67, 3321 nucleotides long. NCBI's taxonomy places the organism in Eukaryota, Viridiplantae, Streptophyta, Zygnematophyceae, Desmidiales, Closteriaceae. The record is from the annotation of a GenBank genome assembly.
UUCUCCUUGCUGUCGCUUUGCUUUUUGACUGCUCUCACUCGCAUUCUUUGACUUCAACACUCUCACAUGCGCUCACACAUACAUCCGCACCCCAUCAUUCCAUCCAUCCUGCAUGCCUCCUCUCUUGAAACCAAACCACUUGCAGCAGCCUAGCCCACGUGGCGCAGACCCCCUAUUCCAGGUAACUCCCCCCCCCCCUUACACCUCCAGGUUAAGCCUACACCGAAACUCUAAAAGACUUACUAGGUACAUGCACACGGGAAGCUGGGAGGAAUGCUGCCAUGAGGGAGAGCAUCUGGGUUGGGGUUGGCCUCUCAAGGUCAGCUGGCAUCAUUUGAAGAUUGCAGCUGUGGAAGCAGAGCAGCUAACAGCAGCAGCAGCAGCAGCAGCAGCAGCAGCAGCAGCAGCAGCAGCAGCAGCAGCAGCAGCAGCAGCAGCAGCAGCAGCAGCAGCAGCAGCAGCAGCAGCAGCAGCAGCAGCAGCAACUGCAGCAGCAGCAGCAGCAGCAGCAGCAGCAGCAGCAGCAGAAGCAGCAGCAGCAGCAACAGUUGGGGCCGGCAUGUGGAUCUGCAGCCUUGGAGCACGGGUAGGAGCCUUGGAGCACGGGCAGGAGAAUGGAGCCCGCCUCCUCUCUCACCUCUUCUCCUCUCCCUCUGUCCUUCUCCCAGAAGCAUCGUGCUGUGAGGAGAGUGCAAUUCUCACCCUCACAUCCCCUCCCCCCUCCUUAGCAGGUUGCAGCAGCAUGGUGAUCCAUUCGGCUAUGGUAGGUUGAGUGGAAAAUGCGUGGCACGGCAGUCGUUCCUCAAGUACCAACACUAGUGGCGUAUCGUAUAAUGGAACCGGCCAGAGCCGUGCGCGCCGGCUCUGGUUGGGAGUCCCCUCCUACGACGCUGAAUGUGGCGGGAUUUGAGUCUUGGGCCGCCCGUGCAUUUUCCACUGCCACUACUCGCCCUGCAAGGCAGAGCCAUGGGGGGCGCUGUUUCCAAAGGGGGGUAAGUUGAGUGAGGGGAGAGGGGAUGAUAUCCCCCCAGGGUAAGUUGAGUGAGGGGAGAGGGGAUGAUAUCCCCCCAGGGUAAGUUGAGUGAGGGGAGAGGGGAUGAUAUUCCCCCAGGGUAAGUUGAGUGAGGGGAGAGGGGAUGAUAUCCCCCCAGGGUAAGUUGAGUGAGGGGAGAGGGGAUGAUAUCCCCCCAGGGUAAGUUGAGUGAGGGGAGAGGGGAUGAUAUUCCCCCAGGGUAAGUUGAGUGAGGGGAGAGGGGAUGAUAUUCCCCCAGGGUAAGUUGAGUGAGGGGAGAGGGGAUGAUAUCCCCCCAGGGUAAGUUGAGUGAGGGGAGAGGGGAUGAUAUUCCCCCAGGGUAAGUUGAGUGAGGGGAGAGGGGAUGAUAUCCCCCCAGGGUAAGUUGAGUGAGGGGAGAGGGGAUGAUAUCCCCCCAGGGUAAGUUGAGUGUGGGGAGAGGGGAUGAUAUCCCCCCAGGGUAAGUUGAGUGAGGGGAGAGGGGAUGAUAUUCCCCCAGGGUAAGUUGAGUGAGGGGAGAGGGGAUGAUAUCCCCCCAGGGUAAGUUGAGUGAGGGGAGAGGGGAUGAUAUCCCCCCAGGGUAAGUUGAGUGAGGGGAGAGGGGAUGAUAUUCCCCAAGGGUAAGUUGAGUGAGGGGAGAGGGGAUGAUAUCCCCCCAGGGUAAGUUGAGUGAGGGGAGAGGGGAUGAUAUCCCCCCAGGGUAAGUUGAGUGAGGGGAGAGGGGAUGAUAUUCCCCCAGGGUAAGUUGAGUGAGGGGAGAGGGGAUGAUAUCCCCCCAGGGUAAGUUGAGUGAGGGGGGAGGGGAUGAUAUCCCCCCAGGGUAAGUUGAGUGAGGGGCAACGAGGAAUGUGUGGGAGAACCCCACAGUAGUGUGGGAGCAAUGCAGGGGAGGGGGGUUGGAACCCCCUGGGUAAGGCUUGUGAGAAGCAAGGGGGGGAGAGGGGGGUUGAAGCCCUCAAGUUGAGGCAAGCAAAGGUUAGAGGGACCCCCCCCCCCCUCUGCCUUCGGCUCGCCUUAACCUGGGGGUUUUAACCCCACUCUCUUGCCUCUCAAUUGCCUUUCCUUGGGAGUUUCAGCCCUCUUCCCGUGUCUUGCCCUCGUGCCGCCUUUGGGUUUUCACCCCCCCUCUUCUGCUGUAAGGUGUGGAUGGAGGGAAAGGGUUGAGCCUAGAGCUCCACAUGGCAGGCAGCAAAUGAUGAUGCCCCACGUGUUGCCUGAUGCAGUAAGCCCUGUCAUGUGGCUCGUCGGUUGACCCCUCCACUGUGGGAUGGGUGAGAGGGUUUCAGAACCCAACCGUAAAGGAGAGUGAGAUGGGUAAAGGGGGUAAAGAUCAGAUAAGAUCAGAACCCAACUACUAAGCCUUUCCUUGGGAGUUUCAGCCCUCCUCCUGUGUCUUGCCCUCGUGCUUCCAUGGGUUUUCACCCCCUUCUUCGUCCCUACGGUGGGUGAGUGGAAGGGGAAGGGUUGACCCUAGAGCUCCACAUAACCGGCAGCAAAGAUGAUGCCCCACGUGUUGCCUGAUGCAGUAAGCCCAUCAUGUGUAGUAUGCCGUAUGCAGUAUGCAGUAAGCCCAUCAUGUGGCUCAUUGCUUGAUCCCUUCCACUGUGGGAUGGGUGAGGGGGGGACUGACCCCAACUGUAGAGCUCAAGGUUCAGUGGAGUGAAGGGCGAGGGAAGAGAAAGGCGGAGGAGGGCUGGUCUCUCCAGGUAGAAGGGACAGAUCAGUUUCAAGUUUCAACCGCCCUUCUGCAGGGGUGGUACGGUACAAGGGGCAUUCAGGCCUUCAUUUAUGGUGAAAGGGCAGGAAGAGGAAGGUUGAUUGAACCCCUUAUGGUUCGGAUUCUCCUGCCGGUGUGCUUUGGGGUGUUCUGGUAAGGUAUGGCUGCUCACCAGAUGAAAUGGCGAACGAGGGAUGGGUAAUUAGCGAGUAGGGUGAAGCGGAUCAGAACAGGGAGAGGCCUUGCUGCUGGUGUAAGGUCAGAGAGGUGCAAUAGAUUGGGAUGGCAGUCCUAGUGGUAGGUGCGAGUAAGGGGAGCUCUGAUUACUGACUCUAGGACUUGUUGAGUGAGGAUGUGAACGAUGCUGGGAGAGGUAGAAGGAAGUAAAGCUGACGCAGAGCGAGUAUGCAGGGGGAAAGGCACAGAGGCAAGACAGAGGCUGGAAAGCUCACAAGAGAGAGGUUAAAAUCCCUGGGAUAUACUUGCCCGGCAAAUGGUUAGGGCCCACACACACGCCCUAUUGUAUUGCGACAUCUAUCGUGCCAGGGUUUACUUAUUUUUUUGCUACAAUAGUCGUUUUAAAUCUAUCCAG